Molecule: messenger RNA, 1632 nt
Organism: Phaedon cochleariae (mustard beetle)
Lineage: Eukaryota; Metazoa; Arthropoda; Insecta; Coleoptera; Chrysomelidae
Source: the annotation of a GenBank genome assembly
AUGCCGGGUACGAUUUUAGAAAACCUGAGUGGCAGAAAACUCAGCGUUUUGGUCACUUUAUUGCUAGCAUGCCAGAUAGUUUGCUUUUUGGUGGGUCUUAUUGCGCCAAGCCCUGCCAGAACUCAAGGAAUGUUGUCCACUAUCUGCGUCGAUGAAAAUCCCGAGAAUGAUAACAUCAACCGAUGGUUCACCAAGAAAUGCCCAAAAGUGAUCGUUCUUUCCAACAAGAAAUCCAUUACCGGUUUACAAGCUAAUAAUUUGGUAUUCGCCGUCCAGAUGCCACUAUACGACUUGGACUUCUCCCGCUGGCAACAAAACCUAGUCGGCAUCCUACAAAUAGACAUCGUCUACCAAACCGAGCAAAAAAUAGUAGAACCCAUCAUCGAGCUAACCCUCGACGCUAGACUAGCCUACAGCGACAAAACCCCCGAUGGGGGAACCACUCCUUGGCAAUACUAUGCUCAUGCCGAAGAAAAACGCUACAUGGAGUGCACUUUCGACAACACAGCUGUCAUUGGGGAAGAACGAGAAGGUUACCCCUACAACUGCACCAUGGUGCCUCUCUUCGAGCUUGGUUGCUUGUACCAUGACUACUACCUCAUGAACUUGCGCUUACCGUAUUCUGAAAGCAAAAACACCAACUUAGGCAAAGUUGAGGACGUUUACUUGCACACUAUUCACAUGAACGGGGGGUUCACAAAGAUCUGGGUCGGGUUGAAAACCUUCUUCUUCCCUUUGAUCGUAGGCAUCAUGGUAUGGUUCUGGAAACGGGUUCAUCAGCUGAACCGCACUCCAGCUCUACUAGAGUACGUGCUUGUUUCCUUAGGCGGCACUCUUGCCUUCCUCAACUUGCCUAUAGAGUACUUGAGCCUUACUUUUGAGAUGCCCUACAUGUUGCUCUUGAGCGAUAUCCGUCAAGGUAUCUUCUACGCCAUGUUGCUCUCUUUCUGGCUCAUUUUUGCUGGAGAGCACAUGCUUAUCCAGGAUCACGGGGAAAGGAACACCAUAAAGAUGUAUUGGAAGCACUUGAGUACUAUCGUGAUUGGUUGCUUGUGCUUGCUGGUGUUUGAUUUGUGUGAGCGAGGGAUUCAACUGGUCAAUCCCUUCUACUCUAUCUGGGUGACGCCUAUAGGCACCAACCUUGCUCUAUCUUUCAUCAUUUUGGCAGGAAUAUCGGCGAGCUUGUACUUCUUCUUUCUUUGCUACAUGAUCUGGCGUGUUUUCAAGAAUAUAAGCGUCAGAAGGUCAAUUCUCCCUAGUAUGUCCCAAGCUAGACGCUUGCACUACGAAGGCAUCAUCUACAGAUUCAACUUUCUCAUGUUGGCGACUGUCAUUUGCGCUGCUGUCACUGUCAUUUCGUUUAUUCUCUCGCAGGUGGCUGAGGGGCAGAACAAGUGGGAUGAAAACAUGGAGGUGGAGCUGACUUCGGCUAUUCAUACCGGGGUGUAUGGUAUGUGGAACGUUUAUAUUUGCGCUAUGCUGAUGCUUUAUGCUCCUAGUCACAAGCAAUGGCCUAAUGAGCCUAUUUGUGGAGAGGGGGAGGAAGUUGAGUUUAGUAGGUUGCCUGCUGAUGCGAAUGCCAGUGAAAUUUCUUCGUUGACUACUUUUGCUGCCAAGGCUAACAUCGAAUAA